CCAAUGUGGGAGAAAGAGUGAACUUUCCAAUUUGGGAAUACACUUUCUAAAUUGGUGUCUCCCUUCUCCAUCAUUUUUCCUCCAUUUUCCAUUCACACUUUUUUUCAUAUACUUUGAACCCAACAUUUGGAAUGUGAUAUUCCUCGUAGACAUGUAACGAGGCAUUACAAUGUUGAAAAUGAUGAUGAAGAUGAGGAUGAAUAUGCACAUGUAACUGAUGAUGAUGAUGAUGACCGAGGGGUUUUUUGCCAUUUUAUUGUGAUAAACUAAUGUUGUGGCAAGAGUUAUAGAUUGUAUGGUAGUCUAUAAAGAAAGUGAUUGGCUAUGAUUGUUAGUUAUUCAAAAUAGGGAAGGAGCACAGAGUGGAUUGUAAUGGUGGUUGAAGAAAUCAUUUAAGGAUGGUAAACGAAAAGGAGUAGGUUAGCCAAUAAGUUAUAAGUACAGAUUAACUUGGGGAAAACUCAUUGGUGCAUAUGGAAUUUGUAGAUAGUUUGAAUGUAUGCUUGGGUAAGCAGAUUUAAUGUGAGAAAGUAGAAUAUGUUGAUAUGAUCGUGAUGGGUUAUGUUAUAAGAUUAAGAUUGACUACCCUCAUUAUGUGACAUUACCCCCUUGAUUUUCUUUUCUCUAGUAGUUGUAAACUAGUACUGCUUGUGAGAAGGGGUGUGGUAGAUUUUAAGGUGUGGUAGUAAUGAUGUGGAGAGAAUGAACUUGCGGGCUGAAGUUAGGUGAAAUAAAAGACGGGGGUUGAUGAAGAUGAAGACGAUGAUGAUGUUGAUGAUGGAGAUGGAGAUGGAGAUGGAGAUGAUGAUGAUGACGACGACGAUGACGAUGAUGAGGAUGAAUAUGCCGAGGAUUAUGAUGGGGAAAAAGAAGAGGAGAAGCCUGAAAAGAAGAAGGUUCCGAGGAUAAUUAUGCGCAGAUUCAGGUGCAGCAUCGGAGUCCAGUGGUGAGAGGAAAUGGUGUGGCAGCAGCCGCCAGCAUAGCUGCUCCAGGUGGUAUUAUGAACCAGUUCAAGCCGACGUCUCUGUAUGUCGGGGACUUGGACAUCAACAUGACUGAUACACAGCUGUACGAGCUGUUUAACCAAGUGGGUCAGGUUAUUUCGGUUAGGAUUUGUAGGGACCUUAGCACUCAGAGAUCCCUUGGCUAUGGCUUUGUCAACUACAGCAAUCCUCAGGAUGCUGCAAAGGCAAUGGAGAUGUUGGAUUCGACUCCUGUUAACGGAAAGUCCAUUAGGGUGAAGUACUCUCAUAGGGAUCCAAAUUUCCCUAAGAGUAGAACAGCAAAUCUAUUUGUCAGGAAUUUGGACAAGUCAAUUGACAACAAAGCUUUACAUGACACCUUUUCAAGCUUUGGCUCCAUUGUUUCUUGCAAGGUAGUUACUGAUUCUAAUGGCCAGUCGAAGUGUUAUGGUUUUGUACAAUUCGACAACGAUGAAUCUGCUCAAAGCGCCAUAGAUAAGUUAAACGGUAUGGUCAUCAAUAAUAGGCAAUUGUAUGUUGCACAUGCUCUUCGCAAAUAGAAGAAUGGAUGAGCACAAGCAAUAGUAGUUUGUGGUGGUUGCACACUAGGCUAGCACCAGUUUUGGAACCCUUGGUUGGUAAAUUUGCCUUUGCCUCGUUUUGGUAUAUGUUCACUUUGCCUUUGUGUCUAUUUCUUUUCCCAUUAUCCUCUUUAGUCUUUACUUUGUUAGCAGUGAUUUUGUGAUCUCUCAGGGGUUUUUUUGGUUGCCUAUUCUCCGGUUUUUGUUAUCAUGGUAUGUUUGGCUUUCUUCCCCGCCUCUUGCUAUCACCCUCCUCUCUACCGUCCUAUGAAGUUUGUUACAACAAUUUUUGUAUAUAUAUUCUGAGUUAAUGUCUGUUUAUAAUCCCAUUUCUGGUUAUGUAAAUAUGUUCUCCA
Capsicum annuum is the source of this 1899-nucleotide messenger RNA. RefSeq names its product polyadenylate-binding protein 2. Gene Ontology annotation, cellular component: ribonucleoprotein complex; cytosol. Gene Ontology annotation, molecular function: mRNA binding. Bases 1001 to 1522 code for a protein of 173 amino acids. The record is from RefSeq and is a predicted model, not a curated record. The transcript is spliced from 2 exons. NCBI's taxonomy places the organism in Eukaryota, Viridiplantae, Streptophyta, Magnoliopsida, Solanales, Solanaceae.